AUGACUCAGAAAACAUUACUAGGCAUGUCUGGUUUAGUAACAAGAAGGUUUGCAGGCGAAGGUGUGAGUGGAUAUUAUCGAUUUCUCAGACGUGAUAGUCAGUGGGUGUGGCUGCAGUCGCGUGCGGCGAUCAUGUACAACAACAAGACGGCGAGGGCCGAGUACAUCGUCGUCAUUAACUACGUUAUUAAUCAGGAGGAGGCUCUGGAAGAAGUUUCAGCUCAAGGCCGAUCUACUGAUAUGUCACUUGGUGUGUUCAUCCCACCAGACAUUCCCUACCCGAAGCAUCCACCGCUCGACAACCCCUCGUUUCAAGCCAUGACAUUGGCCAACUUGGAGAGCAAUUCGGUCAGCUCGUCGAGCAACGAGUCGUUUCCACAGGAUUCACAGAUGCCGACCUAUUCACUGGACAGUCCCGCGUCGGCGACGUCUUCUCAGUCUCUCAAGAAGCCACCACACACGCCGUCCAGCGGGGAAGGAACACACCCCAGCAGUCCGGCCGUUUUAUCUCAUCCGUCGUCAAGUCCGAGUUUAUAUCAACCGGGAAAGAUUCAACCUUCACCGACCAUCCCUUCAUAUGAGCCGUCACCCGAGUUUCAUCACUCGAAUGAGACUCCAUUGGCAUCCGACGCAUCCAACAGUCAAAUACGUUUACUACCGAGCAUUCCGUGUGAAGAACCGUUGAUGACGACGAAUCAUCAUCGUGCAUGCACACACGAGGAUAUCUACCCGUCUCAGUCUCUACAACAACAUAAUUCGUGUUUAUCAACAGAAGGUCUACAACAUAGUAUAUCACCGUCUCAAUACUAUGGCAUGACUGACUAUGUGACGUAUCCGAGUGCUCAGACGGGGACGUACGGAGGGAGCAACAUUCAGUCGUUGUACGUCGAACCACAACGUCCGGUUGCCGUGGAGCAACAAAAUGAACUCCACGCCUCGUACGUGUCCGCAGCACACGCCAUGAAACCGACGAUGGCCGUGAACCCGAACGUACGAGCCAACUGUUCUCAUCCAACGAACGGGAUUGACAUUGUGAAGCCGAGCAAUUACGGUAGUCACGACUACCAUCUGUCGCAAUGUGGGGGCGUGGUACCUCCCGUGUCUGCCCCUGUGUCGUGUUCUCAGACAGGCGGCUUGCAUCAUGCGAACGGGCUCUCGUCGCCACCCGGUCCGUUCUACCCAACUUACCCAAACGAGGACCUGCUGAAGGAUCUCGAAGAUUACAUUGCCGCCGAAAUGUUUACGUCAGGAUCGGCACAAAUGGAUCCUGUGACUGCGAGUGCUGCUGGUCCCGGUUACGUGAGCUCUACGAGGUCGUCGUAGUCGAGACCGAGCUGUUACCAUCCUGUCGUCUGGCAGUCGUGUGUUAUGUACUUGUAGAUGAAUGUAGAUUAGAUGAGCAAGCUAUAGAACGUUCAGGUAUAUCAAGAGAGACUAUCAAACGCCAUCACGUUGUGAUGUUUUAGCUGUCACGAGAAUGGACCCUCUCUUGUGCACAUUUUUGAUCGUGUUGAUGCAGACUGUCAGUGGAGACUGGCCUGCUGGUGCAGCCGACUGGUUUUUCUAUUGAUAGAUUCAAUAGCAUGUUUUAUAGCGUUGUGGCUGUCUGUAUUUUGCGAUUCAAUUUUGAUUAUAAUUUUACUUGCAUAUAACA
Corticium candelabrum is the source of this 1654-nucleotide messenger RNA. RefSeq names its product circadian locomoter output cycles protein kaput-like. Gene Ontology annotation, molecular function: DNA-binding transcription factor activity, RNA polymerase II-specific; RNA polymerase II transcription regulatory region sequence-specific DNA binding. The coding region runs from base 1 to 1323 and encodes 440 amino acids. The transcript is spliced from 4 exons. Lineage: Eukaryota; Metazoa; Porifera; Homoscleromorpha; Homosclerophorida; Plakinidae. The record is from RefSeq and is a predicted model, not a curated record.